This is a messenger RNA of Cariama cristata (Red-legged seriema), 843 nucleotides long. Its product is annotated as UDP-glucuronosyltransferase 1-1-like. The record is from RefSeq and is a predicted model, not a curated record. Lineage: Eukaryota; Metazoa; Chordata; Aves; Cariamiformes; Cariamidae. Gene Ontology annotation, molecular function: UDP-glycosyltransferase activity.
AUGGCCCUGGUGCUUCGUACUCAUCUGCAAGUCCCAGCAACACUGGUGCUGCUCCUGUCCGUGCUCAGUUUGGCUGCUGGUGGGAAGCUGCUGGUGGUGCCGGUGGAUGGGGUCGAAGUGUUGGACGGUCUCAGUCGGAAAGGACAUGAGAUAGUCGUCGUUGCACCUGAGGCAACUUUAUACAUAAAGCCAACAAAGAAUUUUGUUAUGAAAAUGUACCCGGUCCCUUUGAAACAGAAUGAGAUAGAUGAAAAUUUCCAGGUAUUUUUACAAGAUGUACUUGAAGAAGGAUCUUUUCUGGAAAGAUUUUUUAAAGUAUACCAAAGUAUGAAAAGAGUCUCCGAUUUGGCAUUGUCCAGCUGUGCAGACUUACUGUACAACAAAGAACUUGUCAGAGAGCUUGAGGAGACCAAGUUUGACGCUGUCCUUACAGACCCUGUACUACCCUGCGGGCCAAUACUGGCUGAGUACCUUUCAGUCCCUUCCGUGUUUUUUUUACGAGGAAUACCAUGUGGUUUAGAUUUUGAAGCCACUCAAUGUCCCAGUCCCCCUUCUUAUGUCCCAAGGAUGUUCACAGAUCUCACAGAUAGCAUGAACUUUCUCCAGCGAGUGAAGAAUCUAAUGUUUGGCAUCCUAAAUUAUUUUCUCUGUGAUUUUAUGCUCCAACCACAUGCAAAACUGGCUUCUGAGUUCCUCCAGCGGGAUGUGACUGUGCCAGAUCUCUUACGUCAGGCUUCCAUUUGGCUCAUGAGGUCAGAUUUUGUGUUAGACUAUCCAAGACCUUUGAUGCCCAACAUCAUUGCAAUUGGAGGAUUAAAGUGCGCUCACAAGGAGUUACCUCAG